UUCAAAUUCGAAAUCACCGAGAGUUUUAACUUGUACACAUGUAGCGUACGAGAUACGCAACGCUCUCUCUUUGCCUUUGUCAGACAGACCUGCCGUCUACAGUGCGUGCUGCACAGCUGUUCGCUGCCAGGAGCCGUCCACAGUACCCAAACAUCCGUCGCACCGCACCAAGCUCCAGGACACCCCGCAAUGUCGCUCCGGCGGCGCCUCCUAGGCCUCUCCGCCCACAUCCGCCGCUCCCUCUCCACCGCCGCGGCCUCCUCGCAGUCGCACCCGCCAUGGGCGAUCAUCGACGGCACGUCGAUGGUCGACAGAUCGUCGUCGGCCCCGGUGGCGUGCUUCCGCCCCGUCCAGCCUCCAGGCGUCUCCGACUUCACGGCCCCGGCGCACCUCCUCAGCCCCAGACCACGCCCCGCCGCCCCCGACAGCAACGUCGUCCAGUCCCUCUUCGGCAGCGUCGGCGCCGUCAGCGGCGACGGCCACCUCCUCCUCACCUACCACGACCUCCGGGCGGAGGGCCCCUGCACCAAGUGGGAUUUCGCGCGGGACCUCGAAAUCCAGCGCUUCGUCUGCAACCCUGUCAGCGGGCAGAUGCUCCGCCUGCCCGACAUCGGCCGCUCCAGGAGGACCCUCGUCGUCCACCACAUGGGCCUCCUCACCCAGGGCGCCGGUGGCGGGCCGCCUGACAGGUUCGCCGUCGCCGAUCUCCUUUCCCAUGGCGCCAUCAUUCCGCGGUUUCUCUCGGAGGAAGGGGAGUGGAGGACGGUGAUUCGGGCCACACCAUCCUUACGGCUGCCGCGCCUGAUGGAGGUGAACCAGGAGACGGUUGCCUUCGGCGGCCGCCUGUGGUGGGUCGACCUCACCCUGGGCGCCAUCUCCGUCGACCCGUUCGACGACCGGCUGAAGACAAGCUUCGUCGAGCUGCCGAGCGGCAGCGUGCUGCCUGCGCGCGCACUUACAGACAGCCAACAUUUUGGGGACAGGCGUCGAGCUGCCGAUGACCAGAAUCUGUUCAUGCGGGAGGUGGCCAAGCACCGGCGCAUGGGCGUCAGCGAGGGGAGGCUGCGCUAUGCCGAGGUGUCUCCCCACGACCCGUUCGUGCUCAGCUGCUUUGCGCUCGACGACGAGGGCAGCAGCUGGACGCUGGAGCACGAGGUGGCGCUCAAGCAGGUCUUGGCUGAUGGAGGCUACCCGUCGGCGGCGCCACAGAUCGCCGUGCUUGACCCACUUCACACCAAUGCCAUCUACCUCAAGGUCGGUGAGCACCUCGUCGUCGUGGACAUUCACAAUGGGAAGGUGAUUGGGGCAUCGCCGCUUCAAGAGCAAUACCUCUCUCUUGUGUCAUGUGUGCUUCCACCAUGGCUUAGAUCAAGCCAGAUCCCUACGGCAGGCAAGAGGGAUGACAUGGAAGCGACAGAUGAUCUGGUUAGUUGCAUCUAGAAGUGGUGAAUGAGUAUCAAUCUACCAGCUUAUGUAUCUCUGGGUUCUGGAACUAAUAGAUGCAAGGGUUGUGCUAUUAGGAAGCUGAUGGUGGUUUGGAGAAAAUCUGCAGAAGUUCGGGUUUAUUGUUUGUUGAUGAAGUAUCUCGUUUAGAGGGAAAUCUACUCCGUAUCAGUUGUUUCAGCCCCAGUCACAUUACAACAUUCCAUUAUAACUAAAUUAAAUCGCAUGUAACGAUUACCAAAGACCAGCAUGCGUGCAAGACAAUAGGCUUACUUGCAUGAUGACAAUAUGCUCCCUUUUUUAUAGGAAAACAUGGAUGCAUCCAUCCAUGAUUUUUUUUUGAACAAUGACUCCAUCCAUGUUUAGUUUCUGGCA
Triticum aestivum (bread wheat) is the source of this 1818-nucleotide messenger RNA. RefSeq lists its product as uncharacterized. The coding region runs from base 190 to 1440 and encodes 416 amino acids. The record is from RefSeq and is a predicted model, not a curated record. NCBI's taxonomy places the organism in Eukaryota, Viridiplantae, Streptophyta, Magnoliopsida, Poales, Poaceae. The transcript is spliced from 3 exons.